This is a messenger RNA of Xenia sp. Carnegie-2017, 2029 nucleotides long. Its product is annotated as immunoglobulin superfamily member 10-like. The record is from RefSeq and is a predicted model, not a curated record. The transcript is spliced from 8 exons. The coding region runs from base 109 to 1824 and encodes 571 amino acids. NCBI's taxonomy places the organism in Eukaryota, Metazoa, Cnidaria, Anthozoa, Malacalcyonacea, Xeniidae.
UAAUGUGAAAUAAGGAAAAUUAGCUGGUUUGUUUAAGAAUUUGCUUCUGUUUGUUUAAGAAAUUAUUGCAGCUUAAUUACUUCUGUAUUGUUCAAGACAGAAUACAAGAUGGAAAAGUUUGGCUUCCUUUCAUUUCUUUUGUUCUGUUGGAUUUCAUCUUGUCAAGUGAAAAUGGUAAAGACAAAUUUAGUAUUUUCGACUGUUACAUUGAUCACAUUUCUUGGUCUUGCCAAAGGAACAAUAAUACCUCCACUUGAUGGUCAAAAAUUUGUAUUUUUACCUGGAUCUUCUCACAAUAUAACUUGGACAUUAAAUAAUAUUGGAGACUUUGAGUUUCGGAGUUGGACCUUUAGGACAUUUGACACUCCUUCUUCUGCAGCUAAAGAAAUUGUAAGAAUAAUUGAUGAUAAAGAACCAGUUUUUUUUCCAUCAGUCCUUACGUCUUUGGGUUUAGAUGUUGAAGUUUUUAAACCUGCAACUCUAAUGUUAAAGAAUGUUACUCAAAGUUACAUCGGUGUUUAUAAAUUUUCUAUCCAUGCUCUUGAUUCCUUUGGCUCAUCUGUAAACGUGUCUAUUGCAAUAAAACCAAAUGUGCUAAUUAAUUGUCCAACACGUCGGGUUGUGGAUGAAGGUGAUUAUGUGUCAUGUGUAUGUAGAGGUGAAGGAGGUAACCCUCCUGCUAAUGUCACAUGGUUUGAUAAAGAUAACAACAUAAUUGGUGAUGUUGAAGUUGUAAAUAAGACAUUAGUAAUCACUAAUGUUGCAUUGAAUGAUGGUGGAAAUUACACAUGUAAAGCACAAAGUUAUAAUGAUCCACGUUAUAGAGAUGAAAAAUCCAUUGAAAUAAAAGUGAAAGCUACAUAUCUACCACAACAAACCAAUAUUACCAUCAGUCCAAUGUCAGUAAAAAAAGGUCAAAAUGUGACAAUAACCUGUGAAUCAGAUGGUUAUCUUGAACCAACCUACACUAUUUAUCACAAUGGUGCAGUUAUCAGUAAUAAAAGGACAUACAUUAUUAAGUCAGUCAACUUCAGUCACCAAGGUUCAUAUCGUUGUGAAGCAAAGAAUAAACUGGGAAAUGAUUCAUCUGAUGUUAAAAAUCUUACUAUCAUCAAAGUGAAACCAAAUGUGGAAAUUAAUUGCUCAACACCUCUGGUUGUGGAUGAAGGUGAUAAUGUAUCAUGUGUAUGUAGAGGUGAAGGAGGUAUCCCUCCUGCUAAUGUCACAUGGUUUGAUAAAGAUAACAACAUAAUUGGGGAUGUUGGAGUUGUAAGUAAGACAUUAGUAAUCACUAAUGUUACAUUGAAUGAUGGUGGAACUUACAGAUGUAAAGCACAAAGUUAUAAUGAUCCACGUUUUACAGAUGAAAAAUCUAUUGAAGUAACAGUGAAAGCUACUUACAACGUUCUUUGUGAUGACCAAAAAGAGAGAAUAAAACAGUGCAAAAUAGAAUGGUACAUUAUUUUAAUAACUUUAACAUCUGGAAUUAUCGUUGGAAUUUUCGUCUCUAUUUUAUUUUUUUUGCGUUAUCGUCAACAUUGGUUAAGUAAAAAACGUCAACAAUUUCAAUCUCCAUCUGAAGUUAGAAAAAUUUCUGUUGAUACAACUUAUCAAGAAUUGGAUUUAUCAAAAAUGAAUAAUAAAGAAGAUAAUUAUCAAUCUUUGAGACCAAAGGAUGAUACAAUUGAUAAAACUUAUCAAGAACUGGACAUAUCGAAAAUGAAUAUGGAAGAUAAUAAUUAUGAAUCUUUGCAAAAAAAUGAUGAAUCGGAGUACGUGAUAGCCGACGAAAAAAGAAAUUAUGAGAACAGUAAUUUGUUUUGAAGAAAAUCAUAAAUUUGUUAUUCUAAACAUGUGUUUAUAAACAUUUUCCAUGUUGUAAAGUCGCAACAGCGCUUUUACGAACAUUUACAUUUUCUGAUAAGAUUUGAAUUUUGCAUCUUUUCCUCCCUUUGGAGCUGCCAAUACUUUAUGAUUUCCAGAAGGAAGCCAUUUUUGGAUAGGAAAAUACACUGGUCAUUCUGAUUCA